CUCACAACAGAACAGCGCUGUAACAUUCAGCUAUUCAGCAUUCAGCUAAACUGAUUUAUGUCUUAUAGGGGGACCAAUAAUCUUUUAAAACAAUCAAGAAUCUAAACAACAGUUGGAACACCAGCAGGAAAACAUAGAUUUCUAAAUUCAGUUUUCAAAAGUAAACCUUCAUCAAGAGAGUUUUCAAAAGUGAAACUAAACUUUCUGUUCAAAAGCCAUAACAGAGAGAUAAGCAGUGAGAAAUGGCAUCUAAAGCUUUUCUCUCAGAGGAUGAUUUCUCCUGUGCUGUAUGUCAUGACAUCUUCAAGAAUCCAGUGGUCCUGUUCUGUAGCCACAGCUUCUGUAAAGCCUGUCUGGAGGAAUACUGGAAACAGAAGACAUCUCGGGAAUGUCCAGUCUGCAGAAAGAAAUCAUCAAUGGAAUUCCCCCCCUGUAACCUGGUUUUAAUGAACCUGUGUGAGGCCUUCUUACAGGAUAGAAGUCAGAGAGCUUCAGCAGGGUCUGAGGUGCUCUGCAGUCAGCACAGUGAGAAACUCAAGCUUUUCUGUCUGGAGGAUAAACAGCCCAUCUGUUUUGUGUGUCAAACUUCAAAAAUGCAUAAAAGCCAUGACUUCUGCCCAAUAGAUGAAGCUGCACAGGAUCAUAAGGAGAAACUCAAGAUUGCACUGGAGCCCUUACAGGAGAAACUGAAGGUCUUUAGAGAAGUUAAACUGACCUGUGAUCAAACAGCAGAGCACAUCAAGAGCCAGGCCCAGCACACAGAGAGGCUGAUUAAGAUGGGGUAUAAGAAGCUUCAUCAGUUUCUAUAUGCGGAAGAGAGAGCCAGGAUAGUUGCACUGAAGGAGGAAGAGGAGCAGAAGAGUCAGAUGAUGAAGAAGAAGAUUGAGGAGUUGAGCAGAGAGAUAUCAUCACUUUCAGACACAAUCAGAACCAUAGAGGAAGAGCUGGGAGCUGAGGACAUCUCAUUCCUGCAGAACUACAAGGAUACAGUGAAAAGAGCCCAGUGCACACUGCCAGAUCCAGAGAGGGUUUCAGGAGCGCUGAUAGACGUGGAAAAGCACCUGGGCAACCUGCAGUUCAGAGUCUGGGAGAAGAUGCAGGGAGGAGUUCCCUACACUCCAGUAACUCUGGACCCCAACACUGCCCACCCACAUCUCAUCCUGUCUGAUGAUCUGACCAGUGUGAGAUACAGUGAUGAGGAACAGCAGCUUCCAGACAACCCAGAGAGGUUUGAUGGCCAUAUAAUGGUCCUGGGCUCUAAGGGUUUUAACUCAGGAACACACAGCUGGGACAUUGAUGUUAGGAAGAAUAAAGUCUGGGACCUGGGAGUGAUCACAGAGUCUGUCCAGAGGAAGGGAUACUGUGGAUAUUGGCAUGGAUCCUGGGGUGUGUUGUUUGGUGGUGGAGAUUAUAAAACACAUUUACCAAAGCAGCCACUCACUCACCUCACAGUGAGACGGAACCCCCAGAGGAUCAGAGUGCAGCUAGACUGGGAAGGAGGAAAGCUGUCAUUCUCUGACCCUGUCAAUAACACACAUCUACACACAUUCACACACACUUUCACUGAGAGAGUCUUUCCAUUCAUCUGCACUGGCUUUUCUCCCCUCCCUCUGAGGGUGUUACCAGGUAACGUCUCUGUAUCAGUGGAUACUGUCUCUGUCUAAAUCAGGGACUAAUGUGAUGUAAAUGAGUCAGUAACACUCACUGAUGUCCUUCAAUAAGAUUCUGACAGAGGGAGGACACACUGUGAUGUAGUAUAGAGGACCUUCCUCCUUUAAGAACGUUCCUGCUGUAACACUUUCACCUGUCAGAUAAUCACCACUAUUAUGGUACUAUAUUACAUUCAUCACUGUUAAUAUUGUCCUCUGUAGCUCAAUUGGUAGAGCAUGGUGCUUGUAACGCCAGGGUAGUGGGUUCGAUCCCCAGGA
Molecule: messenger RNA, 1928 nt
Organism: Coregonus clupeaformis (lake whitefish)
Lineage: Eukaryota; Metazoa; Chordata; Actinopteri; Salmoniformes; Salmonidae
Product: E3 ubiquitin-protein ligase TRIM35
Exons: 6
Coding region: 243-1664 (473 amino acids)
Molecular function (GO): zinc ion binding; protein binding
Source: RefSeq, a predicted model, not a curated record